Molecule: messenger RNA, 3085 nt
Organism: Anguilla rostrata (American eel)
Lineage: Eukaryota; Metazoa; Chordata; Actinopteri; Anguilliformes; Anguillidae
Product: reticulophagy regulator 2-like
Exons: 9
Coding region: 1-1578 (525 amino acids)
Cellular component (GO): membrane
Source: RefSeq, a predicted model, not a curated record
AUGGCGAGUGAGGAGGGGACAGAACAGACCUGUGCUUCCUCCUCUGUUCUGCGUCUAGAAGCUCUCUUCUCACCCGAAGAAACCGAGCAUGCGGGCGGAGAUGGGAACCCCGAGCUAAUACGCCUGCGAGACUAUCUUCAGGGAUGGCUGUCGCAGUAUGAGCCCGUGAUCCUGUGGGUACAGAGGCUGCUGGUGUGGGAGAGGCCGCUUCACAGCAUCUUCGUUGCAUUCAUGCUGAAUACCGCGUUCUGGCUGUUGUCGUCCACGACCAUGCGGCCGCUGUUUCUUCUGAGCGUGUCUCUCCUCGGGCUGGUGCUGUUGGAAAAGUGGAAGCACAAAUUACCCCUUAUUUCGGUCCCACGUCCUGAAGUGUCCACAGCUGAAAGGGAAGGCAGAGGCAUUCGCCCGCGGCUACUCAGCGUCGCCGAACUCAGCCACCAUCUGGCGGAGAGCUACCACACCUGCUACCUCCACCUGCAGGAGAUGCUCCUGUACAAACGGCAGAACCACGGAAAGUUCUGUGGGCUCAUGUGUGCAGGGUGCCUGCUCCUGGCUGUGGUGGGACACUAUGUGCCAGGAGUCAUGAUCUCCUACAUAAUAUUGCUGAGUGUGCUGGUGUGGCCCCUGGUGGUGUACCAUGAGCUGAUCCAGAAGAUGUACACCGGACUGGAGCCCAUCCUGAUGAAGCUGGACUACAGCAUGAAGGGAGACACCGAGCACCACAAGCACGACAAGAAGAAAGUGAAGAAGGAGUCGGAGGGAAGUGACGAGCCAAGGGCGGAGACCGAGAGCGAGAGUGAAGAGGAGCUGUCCUGCUUCGCCACCACUGUGGACGUGAGGACCACGGCUCUGGCCAUGGCCAUCACGGACUCGGAGCUCUCCGACGAGGAGGCCUCCAUCCUGGAGAGCGGCGGUUUCUCCGUGUCCCGGGCCACCACCCCACAACUGACCGACGUCUCUGAAGAUCUGGACCAGCAGAGUCAGACCAGCGACCCGGAGGAGGGUUUCCCCAGAGACCAGCCGGAGUUGCCCUCGACCGAGCGCCACCCGCCGCACUGCCCCGCGCGGCCACCGGGGGCAGCGGUCAUGGCGGAGGAGCGUCAGGGCCCCCACUCCCUCCACCUGCCCUCCCCCCUGCACUUUGUCAACUCGCACUUCAAUGGGAACAGGCGGGGCUCGGCGGGGGCGGGGGCGGGGCAGGGGGCGGGGCCUCGGGGCGGGAGCCUAUCGCUGGAGGCCCUGAGCCAGGAGAUCGUGAGCUCGGCCAUCUCCACCGUGGUGCAGAACACGCUGUCCGCCCUCUCCCGCCUCGGCGACCCGCCUUCCCCGCAAGGGGCGGAGCCAGAGAGCGAGGACGCUGCCACGCCAGUCGAAACGGACUCUGUGGACCCAGCCACCUGUGCAGCCCACUCUGCGGUGGAGGAGGAGGAGGAGGAGGAAGAGGAGUUUGAGCUGCUGGACCAAAGUGAACUGGAACAGAUGGAGGAGGAGCUUCGUCUGGAGUCUGAGGGGCGGAGACGGGACGAGGCCACGCCCACGUCCACGGACCUGCCCAGUCAGCAGUGCAAGGAGUCCUAGCUUCCUCGCCACUCCGCGUAAACUGUUUGGGUUCGAAUUAGACGCACAGCAUCGAGACAACAUCCCGUCAUAAACAUCAGGGCAUCUUGACCAGUUGCGGUCGAUCGCCGUUCAUUUGUCUGUUGUGAUCGGGUGUAAAUAUCACUGACGGUUAAUGUGUAACUGGAUCUCGCUGCUGCUGGCUGACAAGCGGGACGUUUUCGUUUUCAAGCAGUGGAUUCAUUUCAGUUAAACUGGUUUGGAUAGUUUUUUGGUCUGGGUUUAAAUCUGUUGUUAGUGUUAACUGACCAUAAUUGUUGAUGAAUAUAUAUAUAUAUAUAUAUACACUCACAGGCCACUUUAUUAGGUAUACCUUGCUAGUACCGGGUUGGCUUCUGUUGCUGUAGCCCAUCUGCUUCAAAGUUUGACGUGUUGUGCAUUUAGAGAUGCUCUUCUGCAUACCUCGGUUGUAACGAGUGGUUAUUCGAGUUACCGUUGCCUUUCUAUCAGCUCGAACCAGUCUGGCCAUUCUCCUCUGACCUCUGCCAUCAACAAGGCUUUUUCGCCCAGAGAACUGCUGCUCACUGGAUAUUUUCUCUUUUUUGGACCAUUCUCUGUAAACCCUAGAGAUAUGGUUGUGCGUGAAAAUCCCAGCAGAUCAGCAGUUUCCGAAAUACUCAAACCAGCCCAUCUGGCACCAACAGCCACGCCACGUUCAAAGUCACUUAAAUCACCUUUCUUCCCCAUGCUGUUUGAAAUUCAGCAGAUCGUCUUUACCAUAUCUACAUGCCUAAAUGCAUUGAGUUGCUGCCACGUGAUUGGCUAAUUAGAUAUUAGCGUUAGCGAACAGUUGAACAGGUGUACCUAAUAAAGUGGCUGGUGAGUGUGUGUGUGUAUAUAUAUAUAUAUAUAUAUAUAUAAUUUUUAUAUAUUCAUUAUAAUAUAUAUAUUAUUUGAACAUAUUGAUAGUUUGAUGAAAACCCUGGAAAAUGUUUCAAAAACAAAUUAAAUUAUUUAUACAAAUUUGUUGGCACCCAAGCUCCAGCAUGCUGAGUUAGAUACUGUGGACAUAAAGCAUUCAUAAGCACAUUGAUGAGAAACGGAGCAGGUUUGCUUUUACGGUGAUUAAUUAUUGAUUGGUUUUGAAAUUGGUUUAGGAAUUCAGUGUUCUCGUGGGUUUCAUUCGUGUCCAUUGAACCAAGAUCCUUUACAAAUUUGGGCAAUAAUAAAUAUAACUUAUUUUAAAAAAAGAUUUUUUGCAUUACUUCAACAUAAUGUAAUCCUCUAAUUUGUGAUUUAAGAACUAGAGAACUGAAGUUAUUAUUGGGCAGCUAUUAACACUGUUAAAACGGUUGUCCUCCGGUGAAAAAUUGCCCUAUGCCGAGUUUUAACAGCAGUGAAAACCCCCUAAAUGAAAACUUUUCACCAUGAAAUUUGAUUACUUUUCCUGGAAUGACCCUACCACUACAAAAAGUUUAACACUGCCCUUUUUUUAUAUUUUAUUAAAACUGUACACCAUCAGGGGUCA